This is a messenger RNA of Oreochromis aureus, 2406 nucleotides long. RefSeq lists its product as uncharacterized. The record is from RefSeq and is a predicted model, not a curated record. The transcript is spliced from 8 exons. Lineage: Eukaryota; Metazoa; Chordata; Actinopteri; Cichliformes; Cichlidae. Bases 562 to 1179 code for a protein of 205 amino acids.
CGCUCCCGCGUUGUUUUGGGAACGUUCGGUAUCCCAGUGAGCACGCGCUUCCCGGACCGUAGCUGCCCGUCAUCGCUGGCGCUGACAUCACACGGAGGAUUUGCUACAAUGUCAAACACUCACAAGCAGCGCGAGCUCAUGGCUUCCCCGCGCCACAAUGACAAACACCGCCGCGUCCUGCUGCUCAUCCUCUAAAUACACAACUACGACCACCGUCCAUGGCUUUAUUCCGCGGUUUCGGACAGGAUGCGUUUGAGCAGGUCUAUGUGAGUGCGUGAGCCAGGUCAGAGGUCAUGUUGCGGAGGGAAUCCGACUCCCACGGCCUCUUUACCUUUGGAGAGACGUCCGGCAAUGACUGUGAGGUGAGGCUGUUUAUUUAUACCUGCUACCGGCAUACCUCUUAAAUCUGCAUGUGGCUCUAAAGUAGGCUGCAGUUGACACAAAAGGUAACCGAAGGAACCCACAGAUCCAGUUGCUGAACAGAGAUUAAAACUUUUGCCAGUGAUAACCAACAGCCAGGCUCAUCCCAGGUCAUGUGACAGUGAUAUUGCUGUACCUUAUAUGGGGGCGAGUUGCAGAGAGGUAGAUGUAGCGUGUCUGUGCGAGGCCGGUCCCUGUACACUUUAUUCAGAAGCACACACGCCUACGCCGGACACGCGGCUGUGUGAACGCUGUGGAAAAAACAAAGUGAUGGUAACCAGGUACUCUGAGGGAUACGGCACAGAGGAGGAGUGUGUGUUAUCUGACCCUCAGGGAGAGAGUGACGCAGAUGCGGAUAUAGAGGAUACAGACUGCAGACUCCAGGAGCCUGGUUCUCUCCAGCGAAUCAGCUCACGGAGACGGAAACGUCCUCGAGUAGCGCGACAAGACACCACGGAGAGCGAGGAUGAUGGCGGGCGAAGCCAUAGAUCCCAUCGAUGGAAUCUCAGGCUUAGUCCUGACAGAGCACACAGCAGAACCAUACUCGAGGAGAGCAUAUCACAGGUCAGGCCACUGAUCAUCUGCAGGCCGAAUGUGGAGAAGCAGAAGAGUCCAGAUGAGGUGACCCAAAGCUCCAAACUGGCGUCUCUGUGGCCGUCAUCCUUCUCUCUUCCUCUUAUCCUCCUCCUGUCAUUACCUCUCUCUGUUUCUCUCAUUGUUUUUAUCGUGUCUUUCCUCCUUCCGUGGGCCAGCGCUUGACCCGCCAUGUCUGCUUCAGGAUAUUAGUUUCAUUCCAGAAAUUACAGAAAGUUCUACCGACUCAUACAAUGUAGGGGAAAGCGUAAUUUCUUUAUAAACGAGUAGAAAGACUUGAAGAUAAUAAUAGAUUAGCAAUACUGAAUUUGUGUUCAAUGUUUCUUUUCCUCCUUUCUUUAAAUAUCUUGACUUUAAGCGAAGGUCGUCCCUCGAAACCAAAAAGGCACUGAGAAACUUUCAUAACGCGGCGCAUUUUGAUGGAGAAUGUGCUCACAGUGAACACAACACAAACUCAGCUCCUGCCUCUGUCUCAUAAAAUCUCACCUUCCGUCUCACUUUUCCUCACCCCCUCGUUUGUAAAAAUAGACCUCUCAUCUCGCUCCUUAUUCUAACAAGCCACAGGAGUGACACAUUGGGGGGGGGGCAAGGUUUUAUGGCUGUGCAGGUACUUUUAAAAAGGAAACUAGGAGGCUCAAUAGAAAAACCUGCGAAAGACAAUGCUGCCGAACUAUGCAAUCCCUCUGUUUCUACCGCGGCAUCUUAACUGCUGUUCGAGUACGUCUCCUAUGUCCUUGGCACUGUCGACACCUUUGUGGCCCCCCGUCCCCUUUUCUUCCUCUGAGGAAUACAGUUUGUGAAUGCAGGGACUCGAUGGUUCCAAAGUAGAGCGUGACCCAAUUUAAAAUGCAAUACCAGGAGAGAUCUGAUACAGCUCCCAUCUUGUAUGAUCUACAGCACAUCUGUUAUAACGAAUGAAUUACAUGUAUUACUUUACGCGCUGCAGACCUCAAAAUAAAAUGAGCUUUGGUGGCAGUGGGUUACAGCAGUUUGGACACUAUUUCACAGUCUUACAGUCAUAUUUAAGAAUGUUUAUGUAAAUUAUGAUUUAAGAGGACUAAGCUUGACAAUCAGUCAUGCUGUUUAUUUCAAGCUGGAAUAUCUAGAAAACGCCAUUUUUUGGCUUGUCCGUACUGUACAUUUCAUUUUAUGUUGUUUUGUAUGUGUUUUGAAGUUAGGAUUGGUUUUUUUCUUCCCCACGUCACACUACUGAUGCUUGCUUGCCUGUAGAAAAAUGAUCAUUUUAGGUUAAUAUCAAGUUGCACUGUUAGUUUUAGAGAUUUUUCUCUCCUAGUUUGUUGUUAUGUUGUAGUCUUACAUUUUAUUUCUAUAUGUUUACCUCUGUGUUUCAUGGGGCCCAGAAAUUCAAUAAAACUAGAUUGUAUUUUGACA